Messenger RNA from Cuscuta epithymum, 1762 nucleotides. Lineage: Eukaryota; Viridiplantae; Streptophyta; Magnoliopsida; Solanales; Convolvulaceae. The record is from the annotation of a GenBank genome assembly.
AUAAGGUGGGCCUCUCCCACACUCCACUCAUACUAUUGAGACAAAAAGGCUCACCCACCCCUUGUCCCUUGAUCAUUUCGGCCAAACACCCAUCCAGCAAGAGGAAGGAGCUCUCAAAAACCUCUCACCAUUGUUGAAGGAAGUUCCAACAAGGAGGAAGCUCCAGGAAAAAAGUUUAAGGUCUAAAGUGUACAAAACUUGAGAAAAAGCUAGGAACUUGAUUUAGAGUAUCUUUGGGCUUCGCCGGAGUUUCGCCGGAGUUGGUCAAAGUUGGCCGGAGUUGGUCAAAGUUCACCGAAAAUAGUCAAAGUUCAACCGCGGAGCGUAGAACACGCUUAAGCUCACUUAAGUUUCAGGUCGGGAUUAAAGCUUGCCGCUACCCGCCCGUUGCAUCGGGGAAUUCAAGAGAAGAAGACGUGCUGCGAAUAUCAAGAAGAAGAAAGUUUACAAGUCAAAUACUCCUAGAGGUCCCACGAGAAAUCUACAAUUGGCAAAACUGAGACCCGGUGAGAGGAAGAAAGUAGACUUUAACAUAAAGGGAGAACCCAUUGGUGUUAAUAGAGCUAGUCUAGCGAACUAUUGUGGUGCCAUUGUUAGAGAUACUCUCAAUGCACCACUUUAUCAGAUUGAAGAGUUUUCACAAAUACCCGAAGAGAAAAAGGAUAAGAUGUGGCGGCUUAUUUUGGAAAAAUUUGAUAUUGGGCUUGAUGAUGUUGAAGAUGAAGAGCAAUAUGAAAAGCUAAGUGAAAAGAGAAAAAAGACUUUGAUGAAAUCUUUGAAAAAGAAGUACAAAAGUUAUAGAGGAAGACUGAAAAGUAAUUAUUACGAUACUGAAGACACAGAUGUGGAACGGUUAAAAGAUGAAAAUAAACCACCAUGUGUUAACAAAAAAGAAUGGAAGUGGCUUGUGGAGUAUUUUGGAUCUCCAAAGUUUCAGGAGAUGAGUAAACGAAAUAGUAAGAACCGCUCAUGCCAAACUGCUGGACACACCGCUGGCACAAAGAGUUUUGCUCAAGUUAUUCAUGAAGUGUGUGAAAAAGAGCAAGUCAUGCCGAACAUAUUGGAAGCAUACGAGAUAACCCAUACCAAAAUUGAUAAGACGCCAGUGAAUGAUGUUGUGAAGCAAAAUAUUUAAAAAAUGAAGGAGCUUUUAGAGCAACGUGCAGCAGGGAAAAAUAAUUUGACGAAUGAAGAAAUUUAUGAAAAAGUUAAACCCAAAGGAAAAUGCCAACGUGAUCGUCGAAUGGGAGUAAGUCCUUCCAUUACAUCAAUGUAUGGGUCAUUCAGUGAAGGAGAACAAUUGCGUAAAGAAGUAGAAGAGGCCAAGAAAGAAGCCAAUGAGGCUAAGAAAGAAGCAUUUGAGGCCAAUGAGAAAAAUAAAGUGCUCACCAAAGAAGUGAAGCGUUUCAAAAGCGAGAUGAAAAAUAUGAAAGGUUGUAUGGAGAAAUUUUUGAACAUCAUGGGUUAUGAUAUCUCAGAUUUAAUAACGAAUGAGGUUGACGAGGAGAGUGACGAAGUGUCUUCGGAUGGAGAAGAUCAAUGAAUUAUUUGAAAUGAUUUUGUCUUUAUCUUGUAGUUAUAUUUGACUUCAACUUUUGAUUAGUAGGCAAUACAUUUCUUUACCUAUGUAUUAAUAUAUUAAAUAUUAUUGACUUAUUAUAAUUUUUUGAAGUUAGUUAUUUACUUAUUUGUAAUAGUUGGAUGACUAAACCUUGCUUUGUAUUUAUGCUGCAUCAUAAUGCAGUUUUUGCUUUGUUUUUAU